UUUUAAAGGAGAAAAAAAGUUUGGCGAGGAACUCACUUUUGUUCUGCUAUGUAAAUAAGUUUUAAAAUAAUUUGUAAGUAAGAAAAAAUGUGGAGAACUUUUUUCUUCAGACACUUCCCAGGUUCCUUGGAAUAAAUUGUGUGAGAAGUUUGAGGUUUUUGUGUUAUCUCUUAUAGUUUUAAAAUUUUUUGAUGUUACAUAGGUGAAUCACAUACUGAUUUUAUUAUCGUAGAUAACCCAGUUACAUAGUAAGUGUUUACAGUCACUUAGUAUUUUACAACCUCAACUGUAGUUAUAAAGUAAGUAUUCCACAUACCUCCUAACAGUUCCUUGAAGAUGGAGCUAGUCUGGCAUUUAGUCCUUAUUGUCCUCCUAAGUUUUUCUUGUUGGGGGUUAGACUGGGAAUCUGAUAGAAACUUCAUUUCAGCUGCUGGUCCUCUAACCAGCGACUUGCUACGCAACCUGAGGGGUCCACUGGGAAACCAGGAUUCUCCCUUUGUAACAGGAGACAAGGAAAUUUAUGUUUGUCGCCAACCACUGCCCUCUUUCCUGCCAGAGUACUUUAGCAGUGUUCGUGCCAUUAUGAUCACUCAUUACAAAGUAUUUCUGCCGUGGGCACAGCUACUCCCAGAAGGAACCUCCAAGAACCCAGACAAGGAAACAGUGCAGUGCUACCGGCAACUCCUUGAGGCCCUCAAGAGUGCUCAGCUUCAGCCCCUGGUGGUCCUGCACCACCAGACUCUUCCUGCCAGCACCGUCCAGAGAACUGAGGCCUUUGCUGAUCUCUUUGCUGACUAUGCCUCCUUCAUCUUCCACUCCUUUGGGGACCUAGUUGAGAUCUGGUUCACUUUUAGUGACUUGGAGGAAGUGAUAAUGGAGCUUCCCCACCAGGAAUCAAGAUCUUCUCGUCUCCAGAUCCUCACUGAUGCCCACAGAAAAGCCUAUGAGGUUUUCCAUGAAAAAUAUGCUUCUCAAGGCCAAAAGCUUUCUGUGGUCCUGCGAGCCCAGGUGGUCUCCGAGCUCCUACUAGAACCGUCUACGUCUGCACUUGCCAAGGACGCAGUUGACUUCCUCUCUCUAGAUUUAUCUUAUGGAUGCCAAAGUGAGGCAGGUUUCCGGCAGAAGCUGAAUCAAUUGCAGACUAUUGAGCCAAAAGUGGAAGUUUUCAUCUUCAAUCUGAAACUCCAGGACUGCCUCUCCACAAAGAAGAACCCAGCUGAUCUGUUCUUCAGCCUUCUCACAGCCAUAAGUGAAGAACAAGUGCUCACCAUUGGGUUUGAUCUUAGUACAUUCCUGAGCUGUUCAUCAAGUUCCAAGAAAAGCUGGUCUUGUUCUCUGACUGACAACCUGACCCUCCAGACUCUCCUGCAGCUGGACCCGGAGACAGCAGUAGACUCCUCUCUGCCCCACUCAACCUAUCAGAGAGUCUGGGAAAUGUUUGCCAACCAGUCCAGGGCAGAAAGGGAUGCUUUCCUGCAGGAUGUUUUUCCUGAGGGUUUCCUCUGGGGCGUCUCCACAGGGGCUUUUAAUGUGGAAGGAGGCUGGGCCGAGGACGGAAGAGGGGCGAGCAUCUGGGACAGAGUCGGGCACCAGAACACUGGCAAGGGCCAAGCAACGCCAGAGGUGGCCAGUGACAGUUACCACAAGGUGGACACUGACGUCGCCCUGCUUCGUGGCCUCCGGGCCCAGGUCUACAAGUUCUCCAUCUCCUGGUCCCGCAUCUUCCCCACUGGGCAGGGGCAGAGCCCCAACCUCCGGGGCGUCGCCUACUACAACAUGCUGAUCGACAGGCUGCUGGACUCGCACAUCGAGCCCAUGGCCACGCUGUCCCACUGGGACCUGCCUCAGGCCCUGCAGGAUCGCGGCGGGUGGCAGAAUGAGAGCAUGGUGGAUACCUUCCUGGACUAUGCGGCCUUCUGCUUCUCCACAUUUGGGGACCGUGUGAAGCUGUGGGUGACCUUCCACGAGCCGUGGGUGAUGAGCUACGCGGGCUACGGCACCGGCCAACACGCACCGGGCAUCUCCAACCCAGGGGUGGCCUCUUUUAAGGUGGCUCACGUGGUCCUCAAGGCUCAUGCCAGGGCUUGGCACCACUACAACAGCCAACAUCGCCCACAGCAGCAGGGGCGGGUAGGCAUUGUACUGAACUCAGACUGGGCAGAGCCCCUGUCCCCAGGGAGGCCUGAGGACCGGAGAGCCUCUGAACGCUUCCUGCACUUCAUGCUGGGCUGGUUUGCACACCCCAUCUUUGUGGAUGGAGACUACCCGGCUGCCCUGAGAGCCCAGAUCCAACAGAUGAACAAACGGUGCCCCAGUCCUGUGGUCCAGCUCCCUAAGUUCACCGAGGCAGAGAAGCAGCUCCUGAAGGGCUCCGCUGACUUUCUGGGUCUGUCCCAUUACACUUCCCGCCUCAUCAGCAAGGCCCAAGGAGAUACCUGCGUCCCCAGCUAUGAUACCAUUGGAGGCUUCUCCCAACACGUGGACCCUGCGUGGCCCCAGACCGAAUCCCCUUGGAUUCGUGUGGUACCCUGGGGUAUAAGGAGGCUGUUGCAGUUUGUAUCCUUGGAAUACACAAGAGGCAAAGUUCCAAUCUACCUGGCUGGGAAUGGCAUGCCCAUAGGGGAAAGUGAAGAUCUCAUCAAUGAUUCCUUGAGAAUAGACUACUUCAAUCAAUAUAUCAACGAGGUGCUCAAGGCUGUCAAGGAGGACUCAGUGGAUGUUCAAUCUUACAUUGCUCGUUCCCUCAUCGACGGCUUCGAAGGCCCCUCUGGGUACAGCCAGAGGUUUGGGCUGUACCAUGUCAACUUCAACGACAGCAGCAGGCCAAGGACUCCCAGGAAAUCUGCCUACUUUUUCACCAGCAUGAUUGAAAAGAACGGUUUCCUCACCAAGGUAGUAAAAAGACUGCCACCACCCAGUAAAGCAAACGUCCCCCGGAAAAUCAGAGCCUUCACGUUUCCAUCCGAGGUACCCUCCAAGGCUAAAGUAGUCUGGGAAAAGUUCUCCAACCAACCCAAGUUUGAAAGAGAUUUGUUCUACCACGGCACGUUCCGGGAUGACUUCCUGUGGGGCGUGUCCUCGUCAGCCUAUCAGAUUGAAGGAGCUUGGGAUGCUGACGGCAAAGGCCCCAGCAUCUGGGAUAAUUUUACCCACACACCAGGGAGCAACGUGAAAAACAGUGCUACUGGAGACAUAGCCUGUGACAGCUAUAACCAUCUGGAUGCUGAUCUGAAUAUGCUUCGAGCUUUGAAGGUGAAGGCCUAUCGCUUCUCCAUCUCCUGGUCUCGGAUUUUCCCGACUGGAAGAAACACUUCUGUCAACAUACGUGGUGUUGAUUAUUACAACAGGCUGAUUGAUGGCUUGGUGGCAAGCAGCAUCUCUCCCAUGGUGACACUGUUCCACUGGGACCUGCCCCAGGCCCUCCAGGAUAUUGGUGGCUGGGAGAAUCCUUCCUUGAUUGAGUUGUUUAACAGCUAUGCAGACUUUUGUUUCCAGACCUUUGGUGACAGAGUCAAGUUCUGGAUGACUUUUAACGACCCCACAUCCCAGGCAUGGUUGGGGUAUGGCUCAGGGGAAUUUCCCCCAAAUGUGAACGACCCAGGCUGGGGACCUUACAGAAUUGGCCAUGCAAUCAUCAAAGCUCAUGCCAGAGUCUAUCACACUUACGAUGAGAAGUACAGGCAAGAGCAGAAGGGGGUCAUCUCUUUGAGCCUCGGUGCACACUGGGCAGAGCCCAAGUCGCCGGGGGUCCCCAGGGAUGUGGAGGCAGCUGACCGAAUGCUGCAGUUCUCACUGGGCUGGUUCGCCCACCCCAUCUUCCGAAACGGAGACUAUCCCGAUGCCAUGAAGUGGAAAGUGGGGAACAGGAGUGAACUACAGCACUUAGCCACCUCCCGCCUGCCCAGCUUCACUGAGGAAGAGAAGAGGUACAUCUCAGCUACGGCCGACGUGUUUUGCCUCAACACCUACUCCUCCAGAAUCGUGCGGUAUGCAACACCCAGGUUAAACCCGCCCUCCUAUGAAGAUGAUCGGGAGCUGACCAAGAGGGAAGACUCUUCCUGGCCCUCCACGGCAGUGAACAGAGCUGCAUCCUGGGGGAUGCGAAGACUGCUCAACUGGAUCAAGGAAGAGUACGGGGACGUCCCCAUUUACAUCACUGAAAACGGAGCAGGGCUGACAGAUCCGAAAGUGGAAGAUACCAAUAGGAUAUUUUACCACAAAACCUAUAUCAAUGAAGCUUUGAAAGCCUACAGGCUCGACGGUGUUGACCUUCGAGGAUAUGCUGCAUGGUCCCUGAUGGACAGUUUUGAGUGGCUAAAUGGCUACACGGUCAAGUUUGGACUGUACCAUGUUGAUUUCAAUAACGUGAACAGGCCUCGCACAGCAAGAGCCUCUGCCAGGUACUACACGGAGGUCAUCAUCAGUAACGGCAUGCCGCUGCCCAAGGAAGACGAGUUUCUCUAUGGACAGUUUCCCAAGGGCUUCAGCUGGAGUGUGGCUACCGCUUCAUAUCAGAUCGAAGGUGCGUGGAGAGCAGAUGGCAAAGGGCUCAGUAUUUGGGACACCUUUUCUCACACACCACUGAGUGUUGGGAAUGAUGACACCGGAGACGUGGCCUGUGACAGUUAUCACAAGAUUGCCGAGGAUGUGGUCGCCCUGCAGAACCUGGGUGUGACCCACUAUCGCUUUUCCAUCUCUUGGACUCGCAUCCUCCCUGACGGAACUACCAAAUACAUCAAUGAAGCAGGCCUGAACUACUACAUGCGGCUCAUCAACGCGCUGCAGGCUGCCAGCAUCCAGCCCCAGGUGACCAUUUACCACUGGGACCUGCCGCAGGCACUCCAGGACAUCGGAGGCUGGGAGAAUGAGACGGUUGUACAGCGGUUUAAGGAGUAUGCAGAUGUGCUCUUCCAGAGGCUGGGGGACAAGGUGAAGUUCUGGAUCACACUGAACGAGCCCUUUGUCAUUGCUAACCAGGGCUAUGGCUAUGGGACAGCAGCUCCAGGAAUCUCCUCCAGGCCUGGCACUGGUCCCUACAUUGCUGGCCACAACCUAAUAAAGGCUCACGCUGAGGCCUGGCAUCUGUACAACGAUGUGUACCGUGCCCGUCAAGGUGGCAUGAUUUCCAUCACCAUCAACAGCGACUGGGCUGAGCCUAGAGACCCCUCCAACCAGGAGGAGGUGGAGGCCGCCAGGAGAUACGUUCAGUUCAUGGGAGGCUGGUUCGCACAUCCGAUUUUCAAGAAUGGGGAUUACCCCGAGGUGAUGAAGACACGGGUCCGUGACAGGAGCUUGGCGGCAGGCCUCAACAAGUCUCGGCUCCCUGAGUUCACAGAGAGUGAGAAGAGGAGGAUCAACGGCACCUAUGACUUUUUUGGGUUCAAUCACUACACCACUGUCCUGGCCUACGAUCUCAACUAUGCCUCUUGGAUCUCUUCCUUCGAUGCAGACAGGGGAGUUGCCUCCAUCACAGAUCGCUCUUGGCCAGACUCUGGCUCCUUCUGGCUGAAGAUGACACCUUUCGGCUUCAGGAGGAUCCUGAACUGGUUAAAGGAGGAGUACAACAACCCCCCGAUCUACGUAACAGAAAAUGGAGUGUCCCAGCGGGAAGAAUCAGACCUCAACGACACUGCUAGGAUCUACUACCUCCGCAGUUACAUCAACGAGGCGCUCAAAGCUGUGCAGGAUAAGGUGGACCUUCGAGGAUACACGGUUUGGACUCUGAUGGACAACUUUGAGUGGGCCACAGGCUUUGCAGAGAAGUUCGGUGUGCAUUUCGUGAACUAUACUGACACUUCUCUGCCAAGGAUCCCCAAAGCGUCGGCCAAGUUCUACGCCUCCAUAGUCCGGUGCAACGGCUUCCCUGACCCCGCUGCAGGGCCACACCCUUGUCUGCAGCAAGAUGCUGAGCCCACCGCCAGCCCCAUGAGAGAAGAGGACGUUCAGUUCCUGGGGCUCAGGCUGGGUACAACAGAGGCCCAGACAGCACUGUAUGUACUCUUUGCUCUAAUGCUUCUUGGAGUCUCUGGUGUGGCAUUUCUGUCCUACAAGUACUGUAAGCGCUCCAAGCAAAAGCAAACACAACCAGGUGAACAGGAAUUGAGCCAUAGUUCUUCACUCUGACCUCAAGUUACCACCUCCUCCAGUUCUGCAAAAUAGGCCUUGUUUCUUUGAAGCCUUUGCCACCUCCAGGACCAGUGAGGAUCUUAUACUUUACCCAUAACAGAGUUUGUACAAGUCUCUGCACUAUUAGAUACUAAUUAAACUUGAAGGAUUUCAAGUCCCUGAUUAAAAUGGAAAUAUCUCCACCUUGCCCCAGUAUCAGGAAUUCACGUGGGCAUUAGAUGACCCUGCGAGUGGCUCUUGUGGAAAUAAGUAGAUACUGAAUGUGUCUACUGGUUCUGUGAGCCACUGAACUGGGCUGUUUUAAUUUUCAGAGAUUUUAAAAGCAAAAACAUUAGUAAGAACCAUAGCAAUCCUUUUCAUAAAAAAUCAACUGCAAUGUCAUCUCCUGCCCUCUCUCUUCAAGCUCCCUCCCAGACGCUUACCUUGUGUUUCUCAGAAACUAAAAAGGUGCUAUUAACUGUGUCCUAUCUAUCUUCUAUGGGUGCUUCUCCUUGAGAAGGCAGGUUCCACAGAAGUUAUGACUGUCCGCUUGUAUAGCUUCACCACAGUAAUCCUCUGCUGUUAGCUUUCGGAGGCCAGAGGGCCACGUCUCAGUGUCCCUGGCAGGCACAUUUUGGAGACAAGGCAGAGGAAACACACCCGCUGCAUUUGUGUGCUCAUUCACAAAACAUAUGCUGAGUAGCAGCGAGUCUUUAUCAAUGCCCCUCGGAGGUGCUAAUCAGACAGUCACAGUAUGGAACACUCAAACUUGUUUAGUCUAUAUAUUCUUCCUAGAUAUCUGGGAGAAAGUUUUUUUAAAAACUGAGCAGUUUUCAACUGGUUUUAAAAGGCCAAUCACACUCGAAAUUUUGCUUCUUAUAAGUGUUCCUUACCUGAAUUGUAUCUAUAGAAAAUUCCUAUCAAAAUGUUCCACUGCCGUGGGCCCCAACCUGACAGUCAGAAUUGCGGGGCACAAGCAUUUUUCUCCUACCAAUAGACAGAAAAAGUUUAUCAGAUGGGGUGAAGACGGUUCUAAAAGUGAUAUCAGAGACAUUCGUAUAAGCUUUCAAUUAUACCUGAAGUCAAUAUAACUUUUUUUUGGGGGGGGGCCAGGACAUGAAAAAGAAUAAUAUAAAGCUUCACAUGAAACAAACCUGAGAAAAGAUCCAGGAUAAAUCUGGGGGGGAAAAGAAUAUAAAAUAUAUUAUAAAACUAGUUAUAAAAAGUAGUUUUGAAAGAGAGAAUAGAAAGAUCAACAAAGGAAAAUAGAGCCGAGACAAACCAGCCACGCAUGGGAACCGGGUGCAUGACAGAGGCGGCCUGCCAAAUCAGGGGCAGGGGGCAGGUGGAUGAUGGACCACUCCAUAAAUGGAGGUGGCUCACAGGUUAGCUCUUGAGGAUGUUAGCCACAGGCGGGAAAAGGGAGCCACAUCCCUUACUCGGAUACAAGAUGUAAAUGUAAAAAAAUGAAACCACGAGAAUGCUGGAAUAGAUGGGUAAAUUUUUUUAAAAUUACUUUCUGAAAUGGGAAAAGUAUUUUAUAAUCAAGACUUAAGACCCAGAGGCCAUAAAGAAAAACGCUGAUAUAGGACCACAUAAAAAUUGUGGCAAGAAAUUACCAUCAACAUACUCAUCAAAAGAUGAACAGGGAGAAGAUAUUUAUAGCAUAUGCUAGACAAAGGGCUCACUUUCUUAAUAUACGUGAAAUUGUUAUAAAUCAAUAAGAAAAAGAUGAUAAACACAAAAUGAAAGAAAACACAGGCAGUUCUCAGAAAAUAAAUCAAAAUAACCAAUAAUAUUAAAAGAUGCUCACCUUCAUUCAUAAUCAACACAAUGCAUAUAAAAUGCAUACAGUUUUUCAUUUAUCAUGUUGACAAAGAUGCAAAAGUAUAAUACAAUGCUGCCAAGGAUGUGGGGAAAUCAACAUCCUCCUACCUGUUAGCUGCUGUAAAUUCACAGAGCCUUUACAGGAGGCAAUUCCCCAGCAUUUUUUAUAAUCCAAACUGCAAACACCCUUUGACUCAGUGACGUUCAAGUAUACUUCCACAACUAAGAAGACACCUUCCCAAAGAUGUUCACUGUAGCAAUGUUUGUAAUAGAAAAACAAACACAAGUACAAAAACUGUAAUAACCAAUGAACGCAACCAGAGAAUGGGUAAGUUUAUCAAGUGAAAUGCUUUGCAGCCGUUAAUGAGAAUGAGGUAGCUAUGUGUUGAUGGGGAAAGAUCUUCAAGACUGUGUAC
Delphinapterus leucas (beluga whale) is the source of this 8348-nucleotide messenger RNA. The record is from RefSeq and is a predicted model, not a curated record. NCBI's taxonomy places the organism in Eukaryota, Metazoa, Chordata, Mammalia, Artiodactyla, Monodontidae.